This is a messenger RNA of Syzygium oleosum, 1771 nucleotides long. RefSeq lists its product as uncharacterized. The record is from RefSeq and is a predicted model, not a curated record. The transcript has a single exon. Lineage: Eukaryota; Viridiplantae; Streptophyta; Magnoliopsida; Myrtales; Myrtaceae. The coding region runs from base 754 to 1683 and encodes 309 amino acids.
UGGAUUGGGCAAACUCCUGCAUAAACCUUGCUUUGACCCGACACUGACGAAACAAAGCUCGAGUAGCCAGAUUACUUUUCGGUGAAUUGAUUUGCGGUCCAGGAGAUUUUAAAUGGAAGAUUAUAUUUGUACAGUCAUGAUGCAAAACAUACAAUAAACAUGCUGUAGGGAAGGUUCCAAAUUGGUGAAAAGAUGGACUUGAAAAGCAACUUUGGACUAGCAGAGCAAAGUGAAUCCUGUCUGUGGGUACAAUCAUGUCUGCCUUGCAUGACAUUAUCUAUUAAAUCACACCAGAAGCUUUUUGCUUUAGAAGCAAAAUUAGAGAGCAAUCAAAGCACACAAGGCCACGGAACAUGGCUACAGUAGCAUUUUACCCUUUGAAGAAGAGUCGCGCUCACCGAAGCAAAGCAAAAGAUCAUCAUGAUGGCCCUAACUUGGUUGGUGGAGGGUCAAUGUGGGACUGUGAGACAGAAAAUGAAGGUAUGGUACAUGGGCCAGUCUCAAGCUCCACACUAACCGGCGUGAUCAUGCACCCAACUUUUCGAAAGCAAAACUGAUUGAGCCUUUUCUUAAGUGUUCACUUUCCUCCCAAAUUGGCCCAGAAGAGUACUCAUGGACCUAAUGUUCCUUCAUUUUCCUAGCAGCCAUUGUUAGGGACAAUUUAUUUGCCUUACCUCAAUCAUUCCAUUCGAUCCUGUCUAGGUGAUAGACUUACUUCUGAGCAUAUCCUUUGCAAUUCAUUUCACUCAAGGCAUGACAGGAAUGAAGGGAAGGUUCUUGAAGAAACUGAAGCUCAUUUCAUCGAUAAGCACUCUUAAGCGCGGGUUAGUGGUUCAGCUAAGCCAUGCUGGGAAACUAUCUGACCAGAAUGGUCGGUACCCGCCACCGAUUCACAAUGAAGGACACCAGGGGGGUGAAGUUGACAAACCUGUCGUGCAGAAUUGCAUUACGGAUCUCAAGAAUGGCCAAGAGGAGGUCUCAUCCUGCCUAGGAUCAGCAGCAACGACACCCGCCACGGAUGACUUGGAGGACGAGAUCUUCUCAGAUGCAGAAGGCGACAAAGAAUUCCCAUUUUCAGCACUAGAUGUCGCAACCGAUAACGAAACCUGUAGUCUUCAGGCUGAUUCUGUCCCAGGAAUAGUGAAAGAGCAACUCAGGAUAGAGGAUUCUAGGGACUACAAGGAGCACUAUCACCUGUCUCUCUCGGAUUUUCAGGAGAAGUGCCCGCCAGGAGGAAGAGAUUCGGUCAUUUUCUACACUACGAGCUUGACGGGAAUACGGAGGACGUUUGAGGACUGCAAUGCUGUCCGGUUCUUACUGAGGAGUUUUAAAAUCAACUUUCAUGAGAGGGAUGUGUCGUUGCACCUGCAAUACCGGGAUGAGCUGCGGAAAAUCCUCGGCCAGGGAGUGAUCCCUCCAAAGCUGUUCAUAAGAGGAAGGUACAUUGGAGGAGCCGACAUAGUCAUCACACUGCACGAGCAAGGGAACUUGAGGAAGCUUUUCGAAGGGAUUCCACUUGACCUUUCGAACAGCACAUGCGCUCAAUGUGCCAAUGUAAGAUUCGUGAUAUGUUUGGCUUGCCACGGAAGCUGCAGGGUGGUUAGGGACAGGGAGGAGGAACCGUGGAUUCGGUGCCUCGAGUGCAACGAAAAUGGCCUGAUUAGGUGCCCCGCAUGUUGCUGAGAAAUCUUAUGCAGAUGGUCUGCAGUUGUGCUCUUCCUGAUGAUGUAUAAUACCUAGAAUUAACUGCUUACGUCAAAUUAAAUCGAUG